AUGAAAAUGCGGAAACAGUCCCUCGGUUUUUCUAGCGUAAACGCAAUUAGACCACCAGACAGAACAUCAACGAAUAUAUCUGGAAGUAAUAAGCGACCUACUCUAAUGUAUCUGAAUACAUACCAACUUGAUCCAUACGUGCGAUUCCAUCCACCAGCAGUGACGAAAACAGCUAAUGAAGUUUUAAAUGAAUACUUUACCGACCAUAAAUAUAAUCCUCAGGAAUCACCUGUGCUAGCCAUGCGUAUAUCGGAAAUAUUACUGCAGGCGGUCAAAGCUAUGAAUUUUAAUCGUUACCGGAUUCUUUCUGUCGUCACAAUAGCGCAAAAGAGAGCACAGAGCUAUAACAAUGCCGUCACUUUCUUAUGGGACCACGAAAGAGAUAAUUAUGUAGAUUUAUUUAGAGAAGAAAACUCGGUUUUUAUACAAGUUACCAUCUUUGGAGUAUACCUAGAUUAA
Molecule: messenger RNA, 459 nt
Organism: Arctia plantaginis
Lineage: Eukaryota; Metazoa; Arthropoda; Insecta; Lepidoptera; Erebidae
Source: the annotation of a GenBank genome assembly